Messenger RNA from Rubroshorea leprosula, 1669 nucleotides. Lineage: Eukaryota; Viridiplantae; Streptophyta; Magnoliopsida; Malvales; Dipterocarpaceae. The record is from the annotation of a GenBank genome assembly.
CCGGUUCUUUUCGGCUUGGUCUUUCAAAUCCAUUCUGGACACCUUCGCCAUACACAUUCUUUUCUUCUCUUCUCAAUGCCUUUCUUCUUCUCCUCUUCCAUCAUCAACCAUUGCCGUUUCUUCAACACAGGUUGGAGAAUUGAGAGAGCCUCCACUACUUCGGGUUUUCAGGGGUUCUUUUUUGAGGACAAAGAAAGAGUCAUCAAGACCAUGGAACGAGUAACCUCCUUUGGGUUCAACAAAGACGUUGAACGAAUGGAAAACCCACUUGAUUCUUCUGUCAAGGAAGACGAGAUGGGAACAGGACGACAAUCUCUCGAUGUCCUUGUUUCUGCAUUCCCUUCCCUAGGACCAGGACUAAACAAAUCUGACUUGUUCGAGUUUCUGGGUGUCACCGAGGAGGACAUAGAUAACCUGCUUUACUUUAUUGAGAGAGUUCGUCAGGAAGCCAUGAAUAAACCGGGAGAAUUUGUCAAUGGUAGUCACCCGUUUACUCAAUUCCCUUGGUUCAAGAAAUCUGUUGACUUGAUGGGUCUUAAUAUGAUGGAUGUUAAUGGCGGUCUUACCCUAGUUGAUUGCUUUAAGGAGGUCACUCGGGAAUUCAUGAAGAAAAUGAAACUGUGUUCUGUCUACUACCCAUCUGUUCCAGCAUUCCCAGUUCUGGGUUUGUCCAUUCCCAAGAAACAGAGGUCUAACGGAAGGAAAAAGAAACAAUGUUCUACCAGUUGCCCUGUUCCGCCCUUCCCAGUUUUGCUUCUUUCCGUGCCCAAGAAACAGAGAUCUAACAGAGGGAAACCCCUGAUAGCCACUAUCGGCACUGGUUUUCUUAGCAAAUUUGGAGCCCCUGUUCUUAAAGAUUUUGAAACGAGAUUCUCAGAUGCUGAACCAAGAGAAUGUAGGAGGAACAAAAGUCAGAAACGCUACCGUGAGAGUGAAGAAAGUGAAGAGGAAAAGCUGAAUAAACCGAAAAGGCAGAAGGAUGGAAAGAACCAGAAUAACAAAGUAAUGGCACAACUUGCUGAAUGGGGUUUGGUGCCUCCACCAAACAUGCCAACUGAAUUCAAGAAUUUGAUUGAAGAGAUGGGUGGUUCUGAAGAAAAGUUGCUGAUACAGAAGAUCAUAUUCAAAACAGACCUUAGCAAGUCUCACAACCGUUUGCAAAUUCCCGAGAAUCAGUUGAUGGCAGAUUUUCUUACAGUGGAAGAAGAAAGGAAGCUGGAUGAGAAAGGGCUGAAUGUUUCUCUGAUAGAACCAUGUCUGAAGAAAUCAGAAAUCCACCUGACGAAGUGGAAUAUGAAAAAUUCCAGAGUAUUUGUGUUUAAUGAGCAGUGGAAUUCAGUGGUAGAUGGAAAUCAGAGCACUCUGAAGAAGAAUGCAGUGAUGCAGAUUUGGUCAUUCCGGACAGCCCCUGAAUCAAAGCUCUGUUUUGCCAUGGUCAAGGUCAAAGAUGGAGAUGAUUAUUAAGGUCAGCUUACAUAUGCUUGGAAAUAGGAAAUUUUUUGGUAAUUUUUAUUAUUAGAAGAGUCAGUUAUGGCAACCCUUUACGUGGUUAAGGUCAGAUUAUUUGGAGGGAAACUUUUUUUUUUUUUUUUUUUUGCAUUUUUUUAACAUUUUUUUUGGUCUUGAGAUGUGACCUGUAACAUGUUCAGAGUAAACUUUUUGAAGUGGG